AGCAUUUUCCUCAAGAUUUAUAGGGGCGUGCGAAGAAAAAACGUGCACAAUUCAAGAUUGCAAUCUUAAAAAAAAAUACUCGAAACUCGAAAGUAGAUGUAUUUUUCCAGAAAAUGAGGUGAAAAACGUAGUCUUUAAACUGUAAACAUGAUGGAAGUCGAGACUGCAAGUUCACGGGGAAACAAUAUUAUGAUGAUGGAAGUGAAUAUGGGAAAUUCUCGACCCAACGAGAAGCGGGCGUUAGAAAUUUCUGCACCCGGAAAUGAAGCAAGGAAGGAUACGGAAAACAAAGGAAGUAAUACCACCGUAUUUAUUAACCAUGGCGUGAUUGCUUGGAACGAGAGCAGAAGAAAAUGGAUCGGAGAUCAGUCUCAAAGAUCACGAAGAGGAAGGACGCCAGAAGAUCCCGUCAUAAGCUGGUCAACAACUUACGAGGACCUGCUUUCAAAUAACAACCGUUUUCCCGAGCCAAUCCCUCUACCCGAGAUGGUAGACUUCUUGGUUGAUAUCUGGCUUGAUGAAGGUUUGUAUGAUUAGAUAAAUCGGUUAGUUUUCGACUACAAAAAUUGUAGUCAUCAGAAUGUUUAUAGCACCGUGCAUUCGGUUUUCUUCACCGAUCAAGAUGUUUCUUGAUCGAAUAGAGUUGGCCGAGUGUCGGUUCUUCUGUCGGGUUGGUUGUUUUUUCGGGUAAAUUGUAAGUUAAUAGCAUGAAGA
Cynara cardunculus var. scolymus (artichoke) is the source of this 714-nucleotide messenger RNA. RefSeq lists its product as uncharacterized. The record is from RefSeq and is a predicted model, not a curated record. The transcript is spliced from 5 exons. NCBI's taxonomy places the organism in Eukaryota, Viridiplantae, Streptophyta, Magnoliopsida, Asterales, Asteraceae. Bases 148 to 537 code for a protein of 129 amino acids.